GGUAUGGAUGCAAGUUAGCGUAUGGCUGCCAUAACAAACAAAAGAGAUAGACGAAGAAGAAUGCGAUCGAGAAGAAGAAGAAGGAGGAAGUGUUGUUUGAUUUCUCCGUAUUUGGUGUAUUCGCGACCAUUCUCAGAGUUUUGGGCCUUCAAAAUAUAAGCAAGAUCUACUAAAAAUCAGGAUGAACCUGGAACGAUUACCCAACGAAGAGAAACUCAGCCUAUGCAGAAAAUAUUACUUAGGUGGAUUUGCUUUUCUCCCAUUCCUGUGGCUGGUCAAUGUUGUUUGGUUUUUUCGAGAGGCAUUUGUAAAACCAGCCUACACUGAGCAACUCCAGAUAAAAACCUAUGUGAAGCGGUCAGCACUGGGGUUGCUAUUGUGGGUAGCAGUACUCACCACAUGGAUCACUAUUUUCCAGCACUUCAGAGCACAGUGGGGGGAGGUGGGAGAUUACCUCUCCUUCACAAUUCCACUGGGCAUUCCAUGAGACAUUUUUUGAUGGCAGGCCUUUGGAAACUAACUGUUCCACUACAAUGGAAUAAAUCAUUUUCCUUCUUUAAUUACAGUGAAAGACUUUGGUUUGGUGAUUUAUCUAUGACUGUCAUCAAAGGAUAAAUGCUGUAGGGUUUGAACAUUGUUGUUUUUUUAUGCUUGUUAAGGCAUUUCACAAAGUUCUUUGCUUUUGGAGUAGGCUAAUUAAUCUUGUAUAGCAGACAAUAUUAACGAUCAUGACAGUAUCUACCAAUGAUAAAGCUAGAUCUGCUUUCAGGUUGUUCUUUUUAUUCAGCUGACUUAUAAGUGGUUAUUGUUCAUGUGUUACUGUGCAUCCAAAGUUAUUUUUACUUGUGUAUAAAUGACAAAUAAAAAGAACAUCCAUAAUGCUUUUAA
Molecule: messenger RNA, 888 nt
Organism: Scatophagus argus
Lineage: Eukaryota; Metazoa; Chordata; Actinopteri; Scatophagidae
Gene: psenen
Product: presenilin enhancer, gamma-secretase subunit
Exons: 4
Coding region: 182-487 (101 amino acids)
Biological process (GO): Notch receptor processing
Cellular component (GO): gamma-secretase complex
Source: RefSeq, a predicted model, not a curated record